AUGAAAUACCCAGGCCACCAGUCUCUGUCAUCCGUCAACUUUUUCUUGAAGGAUAGCUUUCGCCUUGACGAAGUCCUGGACUCAUCCGAUUAUGACUUUGAGAUAGUAGCCUUGCGACCAGGUGACAGACUCUUUAUGAUGCCUUGCCAACCUCAUUUUGUCUUUGGUUAUGCUCACUCAAUAUGUCUUGAUCCCGCCGCAUCUCAUUUGCCAGACAUCAAAGACUUCACUGGUUUAAUGGAUUUACUUUCAGCUUGUGUCCUCGUAAUCUUAGGGAAUGUCCUCGAUUUUAGGACUUAUCGCGCACCCUCUCAAGACGAAUACAAGAAGGCCAAUAAAAAUCAGCAGAUUCUGAUUGACCAUGAAAUCAACAGCAUCACUAUCAGGGAAAGAUUUGCCAUCUGCUAUGCUCGGGGAGUUGCUCUCCAUCUCAUUAACUGGAUACGCAUCUGCUCCGAGAUCAGGGGACCUGGAGGUGCCGUUAUCACUGACUUGCCCUCUCGCUUUUUCAUUCAGAUCACCCAAACCUUGAUCAAGUACAAAGAAGGUGCAAAUACUUCAAAGCUUGAUUUACAGGCAAAUUGCACGUUGGGCAUGCUUAUGAAGCAGAUCGAAAACAUUGUAAAGGUUGAUCCCCAUAUUCUUACUUGGUGGUCGGAACGACAUUUGCUACCUUCCGGAUCGCUGGCACUGGAGAACCAGGAGGAGUACUCUGUUCGGUGGCCUGAGUCCCGACGUAAAGAAUGGUCAAGCAUCAACCAUGAAUUCAUGGAGGAUGGUAUUACACCAUUAGACCGACUGUGCUUUGAGUCCCAACAAGAUCGUCAACAUUUUGAAUCAUCGAUGGUCAUUCCUCAUUUGAAAACGAAUUCCUCUGCCAUGCAACAUCCCCCCAAGCGUACCUGUAAGACCCACCAGACGUGCCGAAAUCCAUACCCUUACACCUGGACCCUUGGUUAUUCCAGUAGAAUAUGUGCACGUGCACCUAGCUAA
Messenger RNA from Laccaria bicolor S238N-H82, 993 nucleotides. RefSeq lists its product as uncharacterized. The transcript is spliced from 6 exons. NCBI's taxonomy places the organism in Eukaryota, Fungi, Basidiomycota, Agaricomycetes, Agaricales, Hydnangiaceae. Bases 1 to 993 code for a protein of 330 amino acids. The record is from RefSeq and is a predicted model, not a curated record.